Molecule: messenger RNA, 3226 nt
Organism: Physcomitrium patens
Lineage: Eukaryota; Viridiplantae; Streptophyta; Bryopsida; Funariales; Funariaceae
Source: RefSeq, a predicted model, not a curated record
ACCCACCGCACGAAAUUCGGCAUUGUUCGAGGCUGGCGAUGCAUCGUCGAUCGACGGGGCCAUAAGGGCAGCGUGGAUGUCCAAUGUCGGAGCGCAACUAUGAGAAAGUUUGUAGAUGCUCAGCCACUGCAGUGUGUGCCGCACUCUCGUCCCCCCACCUUCAACAACUCUCUGUCGGUGUUGUGCGGAAUUGGGCGUCGCGUUCAAUCCGAAACGAGUCCUCUUCCAUGAAUGCUGAGUGCUUUGCGGUUUCGUUUCGCCGUCUUUGAUGAGCCUCUUGGAAUUCAUCAGAGCUCGGCGUUGGUUUUACCGGCUGCGCAGGUUGGUAAAAGCCUGGAACUGCCAUUUGUGGCUUUGGGUGGGAACCGCGAAAUGAAUUCGUCGUUAUCGCUCCACUUUUUUCUGUUCUGGGAGGGAGCCUGAAUUGGUGGAUGGGAUGGGGAAAUGUUUCGUUUUCGUUGAUUCGGUGCGACGGAAUGCAUGACGUUUGCUAGCGAGCUGGCACGAGGAGCUUGGGCCUGAUUUGUACGAAACCAGUUACGGAAUCAGAAGGUGCUGGCCGACGGAAAUUGAUCACGUCUUGGUGGAAUUGCUGCAUUGAGUCUUUGUCUCUCUCGCUUCAUUGACAAUGGUUGUCAGUCCCUUUGUCCUUGGUUGGCCUGCGCAUAGAAGAGCUGAUAUGUUUUGAUGCUUGGAAGGCGAGCAUUGCGCACGGUGGUGAUUACUUCACAGACCACCACUCGUCGUCUCCUUGCUUUGGAGUUUCUAGGCUCUCUGUGUUGGGCUGCACGUCUAAAUCGUGGUUUCUGCGUUACCUUUAGCGUUUCUGUGCCAGGUUCAGAUUGGUAUUGAAGCGGAUAAGUUGUCACCAGUGACAUUGCGCCCCCUGACAAAUUUGAGUUUUUCACUUGAGGAUUUUAUGACGUUCACUUGUGCAGUCAUUGAAGCUUGAAGAAAUGGCGGUUAGCUCUCCUUUGGUCGUAGUCGGAUCGGUGAAUGCUGACAUUUAUGUGGAGGUUGAGCGGCUUCCGGUCGAGGGUGAAACCAUUGCUGCUAGAAGUGGCCAGACUCUUCCUGGUGGAAAGGGCGCUAAUCAAGCUGCUUGUGCGGCUCGUCUUUCCUACCCUACUUUCUUCUGUGGUCAGGUUGGACUGGACGGCCAUGCCAACCUGGUUAAAGAUGCCCUCGCAUCUGCUGGAGUUCGUCUAGAUCAUGUGAACACGGUCGACUCUCCGACUGGUCAUGCAGUUGUUAUGUUACAACCAGGAGGGAAAAACUCAAUUAUCAUCGUCGGAGGAGCUAAUGUCGCAUGGCCUAAGUUAGAAGACGGUAUCAGCAGAUUAACAGCUAAUGCGCAGCAGUUGAUCAAGCGAGCAGGUGCAGUGCUUCUGCAACGUGAAAUUCCAGACGCAGUCAAUCUGGAAGCUGCUAAGGUUGCAAAAAGUGCUGGUGUUCCCGUGAUAAUGGAUGCCGGAGGUGCGGAAGGUCCUAUUCCAGAAGAGCUUCUGAAACAUGUUACGGUGCUGAGCCCUAACGAGUCGGAGUUGGCUCGGCUAACUGCAAUGCCAACCAAUUCUUUAGAGAAAAUUCUUCUAGCAGCUGCCAAGGUUCAAGAGAUGGGUGUCCAGCAAGUAUUGGUCAAGAUGGGAGAGACCGGCUCCGUUCUUGUGUCUGGUAAGGAGCCUCCAAUUUAUCAGCCCGCUAUCCUGGCUCCAACGGUAGUUGAUACAACUGGUGCUGGUGACACUUUUACAGCUUCUUACGCUGUUGCUCUAAUCGAGCGUCAAACACCAGCAGAAGCGCUUAGGUUUGCUGCUGCAGCAGCUUCCAUCUGUGUGCGGUCCAAAGGUGCAAUGCCAAGCAUGCCUGAACGGAAGGCAGUUCUUCAGCUCUUGAAGGAGCAUCCCCUUACUGAGGAGAAGCUAUCGCCUCCGGACGAAAAAGUCUCUCGUUUUCUACAGUCAAGUGGAGCUUUGCAGUGCAGGCAUAGAGACGGAGCUGCAGCAACGAAAAUUGAAACACCUAAUCGUGUAGAUUCGAAACCGAAUGGUUUUCAAGGCCAAGCUUCUCCUAAUCAGCACAUGCCGAAGGUCAUGGAGGGGCUUAAGAUUGGAAUCGUAGGGUUCGGCACCUUCGGACAAUUCCUUGCGGAGCGGAUCUGUGGGCAAGGUCAUGAGGUGGUGGCCCUUUCCCGCAGUGACUACCGAGACGUUGCUCGCAGACUGGGUGUCUCCUUCCAUAGAGACGUGAAUGCGUUUUGUGACGAACAUCCCGACAUAGUCAUAAUGUCCGCUUCCAUUAUCUCCACUGAAACUGUGCUAAGGUCGUUACCAGUAGAACGACUUAAACCGGACACUCUUUUCGUGGACGUCCUCUCCGUCAAGGGGUUUCCGAAGCAGCUCUUUCUGACAAUCCUACCACCUCAAUUUGAUGUGCUAUGCACGCACCCCAUGUUCGGCCCGAACAGUGGAAGAGCGUCGUGGGCUGGCUUGCCGGUUGUGUAUGAAAGAGUACGCAUUGGAGAAGGCGCACGCAUGGACCGAUGUAACAGAUUUCUGGACAUUUUCAGUAGCCAGGGAUGCAAAAUGGUUGAAAUGUCGUGCGGAGAGCACGAUGUACAUGCGGCUGGGAGUCAGUUCAUCACUCAUACUGUUUGCCGAAUCCUUGGCAAGAUGAAGCUGGAAAGUACUCCAAUGAACACCAAGGGAUAUGAGGAUAUAUUGAGACUGGCGGAGACCGGAGAGGCAGACAGCUUUGACCUUUACUAUGGGCUCUUUGUACAUAAUCCCAACGCAGUUCAGGAGCUGCAGCGCCUAGAAACAGCUGUCGCAUGUUUGAAGAAGGAGCUCUUCGGGCACAUACAGCACACUUCAGGAGAACAAGCCUUUUCUGUUGCCAAGCGGGUGGCAGAAGUCAGCAUGUGUUAAUCCAUUUGUGGGCCUGAGAAAUAGCUUCCAAACAAGGCAUUCGGAUCUAGAAUAGGCAACCAGACGUGGAGUAAAAGUGACGAUCUAGAUCUUGGCACUAUUGUAAUGGAGCAACACAUUGAUUAAGCAUCCAGCGUACACAUUUAUUCCAAAAAGAAAAGAAAGAGAAGAAGCAUCAGGUAUAGAGACUUAUUCAGGUCGUAUGUGACAUUUACACGCUGAUAAUGGUAAUCAUCAUUACUAUGAUGUACUGUCGCUACAGAAGUUUUCUAAUGAAUUAUAGCAUUCCUUUCAACAUA